This is a messenger RNA of Brassica oleracea var. oleracea, 401 nucleotides long. RefSeq lists its product as uncharacterized. The transcript is spliced from 2 exons. The record is from RefSeq and is a predicted model, not a curated record. The coding region runs from base 21 to 365 and encodes 114 amino acids. NCBI's taxonomy places the organism in Eukaryota, Viridiplantae, Streptophyta, Magnoliopsida, Brassicales, Brassicaceae.
AACGGUGUCCUCCAAGCCGAAUGGAGGCCAUUCCAGAAACGUCACCACCCCCUCUCCGUUCAACCUUUGGAGAACAUGUCGAUGGAGGUUUGGCCAGUGGGACACAACCAGGACGCAAUCACAUGAUUAUGGAUCAACAUAAUGUUGGGCCGUCUUCCCCACCUUUGCCGUUUGUUGCUACAUGUUCCGUUCAACCCGCCUUACAUAGUACUGUUGGAGGAACUGGAGACGGUGAUGUCCCCGCACCCCCGCAAGCACCACCAUUGACUGCUCUUUCAAAGAGCUUUCAAUCAACGAGCAAGGACAUUCAGUUUGGAGACCAGGUAGGGUUGGUGUUGAAUAGUCAGACAGUAAAUUUUAAUUAAACCGGUCCUAUACUAUAUGAUGGGCGUGGUAUAGUA